GAUCCAACAUUAUUAAUUAACAAAAAUAUGAUAAAUAACAAUUAAAGAAAAUGUAACUACAAAAGCUUGUAAUCAUAAAUCAUCCACGUAGAUACGUCAUAUGUAAGCGUUAAGCAAACUUUUUUUUUUUUUGGUAAAAAGUUAAAUUUUAUACCAUUUUAAGAUUUUUGACAGAAGUUACAGAAAAUACAAGAACGGAUUAAAGCACACUACAGAAAAUUAAAAACAACAUUACUACUCAAAAAACUUCGGAUUGCAGCUGAGUAAUUAUGACUAAGUUGCGAAGGGAAACACCGAUUUCAAGUCCGCGAAACUUGGAAAUUUGCGUGAUUGCCACAAUACCGAAGUAUUGGAAUCCUCAUCGUUGUUGCCACGAGCUCAACUAUCUGAGAUCCGUCCACAAACCUCGAGAUAGGUGCCUACAGAUUCUCAAAGAACUAACGCAAAAACGUAAAGACAACCGCGGACUUCUACACUAACUCGUUGAGUUAGUGAUGCCACUUAGACCUAUCCGCCGCCUCUAUUCAACCCUCGGUGAACAUAGCCAUAACACCCAAAGGCUCACCUUCACCAAAUGAACCAACACCGACAACACCAUGAACAACAAAACUCCACCUGAAAGCAAACCAGAGAUGAAGCAAAAGGGACGAAACCCAAUGGACACAGAGAAUCCAUACCCAUGGCCGAAGAGGCUACCACCCUCAACUGCCCACCAAUGGAGGAGAGACGUCGACCACCAAACAAAACCCACAACGCCACUAACCACCACGAACAAUCCACAAGAGCCAAACGACUCCUUGGAUUGCCUCCACAAGAGAAGCCCGUCGGAUCAAUCACACCAUCACCAGAGCUGGAGAAAAAACAGGUAGAGAGACCCGAGAAGAGAAGAUCUGCCACACCGAAAACUCACCGUUGUGCCCAAAUCAAAGAAGAACGACGAUGUCUGAAGAAACAUGGCGAUGCACCACCAAUUUAUCAGAUCUGGAAGAUGGUCCCGUCGAUAGGAGCCGCACAACCGCUACAGUCGUCUCAUCAAAGCCACUGCCUUAAACGGAGAGAGACACGCCGCACGUCCUUUGCUCCGUGCGUGACCACUCGCCGCAUACCACCAACAAGAGACGAAGAGCAAGCCAGAUUUGAACACCACCGGAGCUUCAAAGGAGAGGCAGAGGAGAUAAGAGAGAGGAAAGGAGAAGAGGGAGAAGCCCUCUCCGGCCACCGGUGAGAAGCACCGUGACCGGAGAGGCACAGAUCUAGAUUUGGUUUUGGUUUACUGUAGCGUCGUUCUCGCUUAAUCAAUCGCCGCGCGUGAUCUUCUUUAAAUACUUGAGUGUAUAUAUGUUCCGCGUUAAGCAAACUUCUCACUCUGUUUAUCAGAUGUCAUCCAUAGAAAUUGUCUAACAAAUUGGAUGAUGUAAUCAUCAUCAUCAUCAUCAUCAUGAAUCGUGAUAACUACGAGAAUAUACUAAUUGUCGGAUCAGCAAUUAUCUAUAUUGAACCCAUUAAAAGAUUAUAAAUGUCUGUAUACAAAGAAGUCG
Messenger RNA from Arabidopsis thaliana (thale cress), 1538 nucleotides. RefSeq lists its product as uncharacterized. The transcript has a single exon. Bases 680 to 1225 code for a protein of 181 amino acids. NCBI's taxonomy places the organism in Eukaryota, Viridiplantae, Streptophyta, Magnoliopsida, Brassicales, Brassicaceae. The record is from RefSeq and is marked reviewed.